GGGGUGGAGCUGUCUGUGGCUGUGGCUGCUGCUGCCUCGGGAGACGGCGGAGCGGGCGGGGCGGGCUGUCGCCUCCAGGCCUCACGUCCACCUGCCCACCCGCUCCCACUGCGGUCAGUCGGCGGGGUGUGCGCCGGGCCGAACCCAUGGCGGCGUCGGCGGCCCUGUCUGCGGCUGCGGCGGCUGCCAUGUCGGGCCUGGCGGUGCGGCUGUCUCGCUCGGCUGCGGCCCGCGGCUCGUACGGCGCCUUCUGCAAGGGGCUCACGCGCACGCUGAUCACCUUCUUCGACCUGGCCUGGCGGCUGCGCAUGAACUUCCCCUACUUCUACAUCGUGGCCUCGGUGAUGCUCAACGUCCGCCUGCAGGUGCGGAUCGAGUGAGCGCCCGCAACCACCGCGCGGCCGCGACGGCAGGGGCGCCGGCAUGAAGCUCCGCGGGACCCAGGGCCGCCGGGACGCGGCGGGGGAAGGAGAAGGGGCGGCCCGGGCCCCCGGACCCUAGACCUCGGCGGAGGUCACGGCCACCGAGCCCCAAGCCCCGGUUCUGGUCACCCACGUCGCGGCCGGUGACGAACUGUACAGAAACUCGCGAAACGAGCCCUUUCCAUCGAACUCGAGAAAAUUACGAGUGCGGCCGACCUGUUGCCUCACCUUGGGCGAAGUGGGGAGCAGAAGGAAGAAAUUCUGCAGCAGGAACGUGAAUGACUGGCCCUGACCAAAGAGGCUGGCCCCUGGGCCCAGCAUCUCACGGGAGAGUCUCCUCUGGAUGGGCCUGCAUUGGUCCUUGAGGCCUUGGCUGCGCUGCUGACUGACGCCCCAGGAGCGGUGCAGAGGGGAGGCAGGACAGACCCUGGCCCUCACCCCGCACCGCUGCCACGUCUGCUCGGGCGGUGGUUGCUCAUGGUCGAUGCACUCAGAGUUCCUGGGGCUGAGCACCCCAGCAGCCUGGUUGCCCCCAGGACAGAGCGGCCGAGCCUCACACCAUGUGCCCUCGUCAGCUGCCCAGCUGGAGCCCGGGUCCCAGCUGAGGAUCUCUGCCUGCCUACCCCAGGGCCGGAGGCUGCACUGCGGCCACCACGUGCCCCCCACAGAUGCCCACCGACGGGGCCUGAUGGCUUCCUUCCUUGUGCCAAGUCACCCGGGAGCCCUGGUCCUGGUGGCCCUCCUCCAGCCCAACUGUGCCCACCCAGGGCCACUUCUGGGAGCCUGCCAGCCUGCGGACUGCAUCCCCGGAGGUCUGGGCACAGCCUCUGAGAGACUGUGCCACGGGGCUGCAUGGGAGGAGAGCAGAGGACGAGGGGCCUCCUUGGGGCUGAUUCGCAGACGUGCCCCUUUCAAGCCCAGCUCUCACCCUCCGGGUGGCUCGAUCUCCAGCUCCAGCCUCUUGCUGGGCCAGCCUGAGAGGGCCUGAGAAUGGCACAGGGGAGGCUCUUCACUGACCGCGUGGGUGCCCAUGUGUGAGUGCGCGUGUAUGAGUGUGUGCGGGUGUACGGGUGUGAGCGCGUGUGUGUGAGUGAACGUGCGGGUGUGAGCGUGUGUGUGAGUGCUUGUGCACACACACGAGUGGCUGUGCGUUGCAGCGGGCGCGGAGCUGUUGAGCAGAGUGAGCUGUGCAGGGUGCCCUGUCCUCCCUGGGCUCGGGGCUCAGCUAGAGCUGCCUGGGGCUGCUUCCCAACAGGGAGAAUGCGCGCUGGAGGCCCAGGGGCCCGGGCUCAGAGACCCCCUCCCACCCAUCGUGGGAGGAGCACGGCGGUGGCCCUGGCUGGGGCUGUCUGCGCUCUGAGGGGCUGGCCGUGGGAGGGGCUGGGGACGCGUCCUUAGCAUGCACUCCUGCCGCGGCUGUUCUUACGGUUCUGGCCCCGAGUUCUGAGCUGCUUCCGCUUCCCCACCUCUUCCUCGUCUCCCCCGCUGGGCCCUUGCUGCUUGACGGGCUCUCAGAGCACUUUAUUUAUUUGCCGUCUGUUUCUCAGGCAGUGGAGCUUUUACAAAAUCAGACACCGACUUGAAUAAGACAACUUCCACUUUGCUGUGUGUGAUGUACGCUGCACCGGGCAGCAGCGUCUGGUCAGAGAAAGGUUCUUGUCUCGGGUGUUGUCAAAUCUUGUUGUCUGUCUCAGUUAAGAAGAAAGUCCUUUGAGUUCAAUCAAAUAAAACCUGGAGGCCUCCUGUUUCUGCCGCCUCGGAGGAGAGAGGGGCGGCGAGCUCACCCCACUCUGGUGGCCGGGAGCUGGGGGAGGGGAGCACCCCGAGGGCUCUAAGGGGGCGGGGCUGAGGGCGGGGCUGGUGCCGGGUCAGAAGAUGAGGCGAGACCCGAGCUGACCCGGACCACUGCUCCCGUGAGGGGAAGGCAGCAGCACAGGCCUGGCCCAACAGGUGGCACUUUGUCUCAUUCACAAACUUUAUUUGAAUCAACUGACGCCUAGGCCUUUUCUUCAUCUUAGAGGCUGGUGUUAGAAGGCGCGUAAUUCAGCUGAACCCCGAGGGUGGGCUGCGGUAGGUGAGGUGGAAUGGACUGUCUGCAGAUCAUUUUGUGUCCCCGAAGGCCCUUCCGCAGCCGCAGGUGGCAGGGUCUCCAUCACCUCCCAGCUGGCCAGGUGGUGUCUGAGUUUCGGAGAAGAUCAGCCUCUGGGACUAGAAACCUGCCUCCCUUACUCCCACCUUAGACGCAAGCUGUCCCGGCAGAGAAGCUGGGGCAGGGGCUCUGAGGCUGCUGCAGGGGGAGGGUGGGCCGAGGACAAAGGGCUGGGGAGGGACGCCUGCAGGGGAGGGCAGCACCCGCCUCAGAGGAAUGCAGGCCCAUAGGACCCAGGAGAGGGGUGUCCUGAGGACUCGGGGUGUGGUCACACGAGGAGCGCAGCCUGGGGUAAGACACCUGUCGUCAAGAGCUCCGCAGGGGUCAGAGCAACUUGAUAAGAGGGUCUCUUCCAGCAUUCGCCACCCUAGGAGGGAGGGGUAGACUCCAGUCCCGGCCAGAGCCCCGAGCUUCCCGUCCCUUAGUCCAGAUGGUCCUGUUCAGUCCCUGAUGGUUCUGCACCCACUUCAGGGACCAGGUAGCCUGGCACAGCCAGAUGGGAGAGAGGAUCCAGCACCCAGGGGCCAAGGGACCGUGAUGAGGGAGGACCGUGUUCCCCCGCGAGGGAGGCAGGCAGGCUGGCGCAUCACACUCUGGUUAAGAGGGGCGCCUAGGACACCAGAGACCUGCGCGCUGAGCCCAGCUCUUCCACUGACCACAGCGGAGCCCCAGGCCAGCCACGGGCACUCGUGCAUUUUCAGAAAGGAGCCUUCAGGGUGCUGUGGGCCUUCAGUGUGAGGAUGUCUCUUCAACAAAUGGCCCCAGGUCUCAGCCAGAGCAGCCCUGUCACCAUGAGGAAAGGAAACGAACUGGCAGGUGACGAGAGCCUGCCGAGCUCCAGGCACCAUGCCUUAACCUCAUCAUCCCCAUGGCCACCUUCUGGAGGAGGUCACCACUAGGAUGUCACUGAGGUUGAACCUCGAGCUGGCCUCAGGCCGUCGGAGGCUCCUCACCCUUCCCCGCUCCUUGGGAUGCACGUUCUGCCCACUGUUCCCACAGCCAGAGCCCUUUUGAGGAUGCAGCCUUGAGAGAGUAAGGCGUCUCUGGGACUAUCUGGACUGAAUAUGUGACUGAAUUCCAUUAAGACCUCUGUACAAACUUUUAAGAUUCUGCCAGGUGGGUGGGGAGAUCUGCUUGUCUUGUGCACUCAAGACAAGCCUCAUCUGUAAGUUCACUUGCUUAGUAACCGUGCCCCCUUCCCAGUCUGGAGUGGUCUGCUUCUUUCUAGGUCUCUCCUUGCCUUCUGUGUACAGGACCAGUUUGCAAACCAGCACCACGGUUAUCCCCAUUUUUUGGAGAAACUGAGUCUCGGAGCCCAGUCUGAACUAGAAGCCCAAGCAGAAGCUGCUUUCCUGAGGCCCCAGUACCUCCUGGAGGGGCAGGGAAUUAGGCUGGAGGAGUGGUGCAAGGACACAGUCUGAAGGCGACCCUGGUCUUUCUGGGUAGGGGCCAGGGGACAGAUAAGGAACCCAGGGCUUGGGGGCGGAGCUGGGAGCCUUAGCAACGUGGAGCUCCCCAUUGGAGCAGCUGGGGCCACGCUGAGCUGGGGCCACGCUGAGGUGGGGCCACCUGUCUUCUUGCGAACCUCCCACCUCUGCAGACUGACUGGGAUCCAAGCAACUGAGUCAGGGGAGGGCGAAAGAGCAGCUGAGAGGGCAGUUCCAGGAGGGCCAGUCAGAACCCAAUACAGUCAGAACACGAGAGAGAGACAGCAUACAGAGUCCCAGCCCAGGCCACCCCGAGGGAAACUGCCCAGUUUCGGAUGAAUUUUCACUUUGUGUGCAUGUCCUUUAUAUAUGUAAAAUUAGGAACAUAUGACUUUUUUCACUUUAUGACAUAAACACUUCCUGCUCAUCUUCCUGUGUGAUGAAGUACGCUUCUGCUUCCAAAGCCACAGAGUAUCUCUGGUAUGAAGCUCUCAUCAUGUAUUUCGCACUGCCUCUUGCUUGUUUUCCUUUGUUGUUGUUUGUUUGGGGGGUUGAGUUUGAGGUUGUUGUUGGCUUUGGUUUGCUUUUGUGGUUUUUAUUGGGUUUUACUGAUGACGCGGUGACAGGUGUCCUUGUGGAUAAAUGCUGUGCUGCAGUCAUGGUCAAUCUUUUACCAUACACUCCUGCACGUGGGCCGCAGGGUAGGCACGCCUCAGGGGUUUGACACCCUCCAGAGCAGCGGUGCCACGUUACUGUGCUCAUGCCACUCAGGAGUGACACUGUUGUCAGACGAGGGUGGCAAUUGUGGGUCACAACACGUUUCAAAAUCUGUUACUGCCUUUCCUGCCUCAAGCUGGGUGCAAAACUCUCUCCUCAAGAUCAGUGUAAUCUUUCAUUUAACUCAUCAUUUCCCUCAAACUCUUCCUUUCCCAUCAUCCCCAGUUCACGGCUAGAAUUAAAUCCACUCUCCAGUUGUCCUGGGAUAAAGUCGUGGUUCCUUUCUUUCUGCUCCUCAUCUUUGCCUGUAGCGAAGUCUCAAGACAGGUUUUGAAUCUCUCAAUUGGAUAAGCCAAAUUGUUUAUUUUGAUAUUUUAUUUUGCAUGCCUUUCAAUACAUAUCAAGAUUACAUUUUUUUCAUAUGUCCAUUGGCCAUUUGUAGUUUUCUUUUAAAUUGUAGGGACUAAUUUUUUUAUUGAGAUAUAAUUGACAUAUAAAUUGUGUACCUUUAAGGUGUACACAUGUUGGUUUGGUACAUUUAUAUAUUGCAAUUUGAUUACCACCAGUAGUGUUAGCUCACACCUCCAUCAUAUCACAUAAUUAUCAUUUCUUUUUUGUAGUAUGAAUCAUUAAGAUCUAGUCUCUUAGCAACUUUGAAGUUUAUGAUACAAUAUUGUUGACUAUAAUCACUAUGCUGUGCAUUAGAUCUCCAGAACUUAUUCAUCUACUUGUUGCAAGUGUGUAUCCUUAAAUAACUGAUCCCUGAUUUUCCCGCCUCCCAGCCCCUGCUAACCAUCAUUCUACUCUCUGUUUGGCUUUCUUGGAUUCUACAUAAUGUAACAUCAUAUAGUAUUUGUCUUUUUCUGUUGUUCUUGUCUCACUUAGCAUAAUGCCCUCAAGGUCCAUCCAUGUUGUCACAAUUGGAAGGACUUCCUUCUUUUUCCACUACUGAAUAAUAUUCCUUUGUGUGUGUGUGUGUGUGUGUGUGUGUGUGUGUGUAUCUCACAUCUUCUUUAUCCAUUCAUCCACUGAUGGAUAAUUAACCUUUUUUAUUUUUAAAUGGCCACACCACGUGGCUUGUGGGAUCUCACUUCCCCAACCAGGGAUUGAACCCGGGCCAUGGUAGUGAAAGCCCAGUAUGCUAACCACUAGGCCACCAGCGAACUCCCCACUGAUGGAUACUUAGAUUGUUUCCAUAUCUUGGCUAUUGUGUAUAAUGUUGCAAUAAACAUGGGAGUUCAGAUA
This is a messenger RNA of Globicephala melas (long-finned pilot whale), 5960 nucleotides long. RefSeq names its product small integral membrane protein 10-like protein 2A. Lineage: Eukaryota; Metazoa; Chordata; Mammalia; Artiodactyla; Delphinidae. The record is from RefSeq and is a predicted model, not a curated record.